Cyclocybe aegerita is the source of this 474-nucleotide messenger RNA. Lineage: Eukaryota; Fungi; Basidiomycota; Agaricomycetes; Agaricales; Hemipholiotaceae. The record is from the annotation of a GenBank genome assembly.
AUGGGCCGGUUUGCGCUGGUGAAUAAGGGGUGGAUCUCGAGGUUCGCCGCGUUCUUGCUGUGGUCCGCGUUCAUCUUGAUCUACGUGGGCGCCGUUGCUGACUCUUUUAACGUGGAUAUGUGUUAUUCGAGUGCUAUGGACAACUUUAAGCCUUCAUCGCACUCGUUCAAGUGCAAGAUAACCUACGUUCGCCCUCUGCCCUCCGUCCUGCGGCACUCGUCCCCCGUCUUCGCCAGCGCAUUCGAAGACCGGUACUUCUCAACCAUCCAUCUCCGGUAUCGCAUCCCCUCCGCAUUGCGGGAGAAGAUCAGCGCGUUGUGGUCGACGACUCGAGGAGCGCAGACGGCUAACCUUCGCUUCCACCUUGUCCGUCUAACCGGUUUUGCUGCUUUCGUCGCAAGCGCUGUCGUCAGAGAAGAUGGAUGGGGUCGACUGGGUGAUCAGAUCUUGUUGGCCGUCAAAACGAACUCCUAA